CUAAUUAUUUUUCUUCAUUGCCAUUUAGGCAGCAGCGUGAAGUGCUACCAGUGUUCAACUGAUGAAGAUCCAAAAGGGAAGGAUUUGUGUGGCGCCUACCAGAAAUUCAGGGAAGAAGAACAUGUUCCUGUAGACUGCCUGCAUGAUGAGAGUGUCACGCCUGGCACUUUCUGCGUUAAGGUCACCAAGCAGAGCCCAAGGAGUUUCAUCUGGGACGGCCGUUGGAGGACGGUGAUCAGACGUUGUGCAUCUGUCACUGAGACGGGCGUGACGAACGUGUGUAACUGGGGUGUGGAUCUGAACGGUGUGUACUACGAGGAGUGUUACUGCACCAGCGACAACUGCAAUGCUGCGCUGCCCAGCACUAGACCAUCACUCAGUCUCAUUGCUGUGCCUGUUCUCACUCUUGCUCUUCUGCGUACGCGGUUGUGAGUGACAUUCAUCAUCUGCACAUUCCAGGCGGCAGAAGAAUGUUGGCUCAAUAGUUUGCUCAUAGGAGUUGUUCAGGAUGAGACUUGGCCUUCAGAAUGAGCAAAAAAAAAGUUUUUAUAGUCGUAUUAUUGGGAUUUCUGUGAAAGUGGUGAGUUCAAAUCGUCCGAAGUAUUUCGUUCGCUCUAGAAGAGAAGGUAACACUGAGUUCCAGGUUUCAGUAAACCGAAAGUACAUUACAUUAAUCAGACGGGUGUUUUGUGUACAUUGCCACUAUUGUGAUCUGGUGAUGUUCUUUGCCAGUACAUCAAUAGUGUUCUUCUUCAUGUGAAGAUGAAAUGAUGGCGUGUACAUAUUAUCCAACCAUUUCAGUGUACCGGGACUACCGGCUAACUCAUAAGCCGCCAGAUUUCCAUUUCUUCAAUUGAUGGAACGAUCAGGGAUUUGAUUUGUUUUGAGAAAGAGAACAACUAUACCAAUUAUCGUCAGAGGGAUUGCGGACAAUUCUUGUUAGAUUUUACCCGUCGUUGACGAUUAGACACAGGGUAAAUUAUUGGAUCUGUUCACAAAUGAGAAUCUCAUGCUCAAUCUCAAUUUUGUCUGUCAUUUAGCUCAUUUGGAUCGCUAGUCUUGGAUGCAGAGUCGCUGCUACCGAUUAUAUAUUGACGUCACUGCGCGCGCUGCCGUGGUCAAACACAAAUUCAUUUAGUACGAUCUUGUCGAAGUAUUGAAUUUCAGGAGCAAUUAAACAAUUAAAUUAACGUCUCGAGUGUAGUAGGGACUCCUCAAUUUUAAUUAAUUAUUAUGCUCUCCUCUAUAACACAGAAGGCGCGGUCUCAUCGUGCAAUUAUUUCAAAUUACCAACACUUAACCGGUUUCGUUUCUCUACAGCGAUAUGUGCUCAAAUUUGUUCCUACUUAUUUCGUUCUAAUCAACUUCCUUACAUUUGCUUCGGUUGCAUUUAUGUAAUUUCAUGUCUUUAGUUAAUAAUGAGUUAGCCACGAAGAGAGAAACUGUAAUGUUACAAUGUCUUCCAUUUUAUAUUGAAAUAAUUCGAUGCGUUUCGAUUACUAGGGACUUGUUCAGUCAUUCCUGUUAUAGGUUGGUCCCCGAUAUAUAUAUCCUAUGCUGAUGUGAUGCAGAGGAUUUUCGAAAGGAUUUGCUGAUCAAUUCGUCAACUUUAGCCACUCGUAAAAGAUCAAGUUUUUCCCUCGUAAGUACCCCAUUGAACUGUAAGCUACAUCAGUCUCCACCUGAGCUCUUAGUGGCGAAUGAGGUUGUCAAAGUUAGGCUUCGUUCGUUUGGCACAUUUUUGAGAUAAAAUAUGACGUUUACUCAUGCUUGUAAGCUUUGAAUAGCAGAAGAUGACUGUCAUUGAAUUAUUAGAUGAUGGUAAACUUAACGUUAGCAAAUUUGGGGUAAGCAAUGUAUGCUAAUACCGCAAUUUUUACGUUUAAAAUAGCAGUAGGUGCUAAGAUAAAUAGCGUUAUUCCAGCAUGCAGUGAUAUGUUAAACUCACUCCGUCCAUUGCAAGUGCCUACUUAGUUAAUUAUAAUGAUCUAGAGUUAAUCUUUGGCAGCUAGUUACUGCUUUUAUAUAUAUUUAACCUAUAAUUAAGCCUCGCCCUAUUUUAUUUCUACACACAAUUUGCUAAUUUGUUCGUCUAUCACAUUUAGGCACUUAUAAAUUAACAUGAAAAGCUGGGGAGCAGAAAGUGGUUUGUGUCAACGGAGACAGCCUGUGCAUGCAGGCAGGCACUGGUUAAAUGAUAAUGAUCUUGGUAAAAAACAAGAAUUAACGAUCAUCACUAUUAUGUUCAUUCCAACCAUUCUGUACCAUUUCUGGUGAGAUAAAUGAAGACCAUGAG
This is a messenger RNA of Hyalella azteca, 2296 nucleotides long. RefSeq lists its product as uncharacterized. The record is from RefSeq and is a predicted model, not a curated record. The annotation marks the transcript as partial. Lineage: Eukaryota; Metazoa; Arthropoda; Malacostraca; Amphipoda; Hyalellidae. The transcript is spliced from 3 exons. Gene Ontology annotation, biological process: positive regulation of voltage-gated potassium channel activity; sleep; regulation of synaptic transmission, cholinergic.